AAAGGCAAACAAGGAAGACACGAUGAGGUGUGCGUGAUUGCCUUGUCUGGCGGAUCCUCCAGAUUCCCGUUAUCUUUUCAGCAAGCAUCUUCAGCAAGCGUCGGCACUUGACCGAUGACGAAGGUCACCGCGCCGCCGAAGACACCUCCACAGUAUCCAAACAGACCUUUUCAAUGGUUGGUCUUCAGUGUUCAGUGGGUAACCGGCUUCUGUAAAACAACAGAGGGAGCUCAGAAAUGCGAUCGUCAAAAACUGCAGAAGCUCGGCAAGCAGUGGGCCAUCCAUGGAUUGUGGCCUGACGGACCCCAUGGUCCUCCAACAUACUGCAACUGCUCAGUGGGGUACGACCCUGGAAAACUUACGGCACUCUAUGGGGAUAUGAAUAAGUACUGGACGUCAGUCGCACGUGGAGCUCAAGAGGGAUUCUGGAAGCACGAAUGGGACAAGCAUGGCACAUGCGCCUUAAAGCAUGAAACACUUGGUGGCAUCGCAAACUACUUCAAGGGAGCAAUCGAUCUAAGAAAGAGAUUCGAUGGCCUCCUAGGGCGAUUACACCCCGGCACUGUGCUUCAGCCACUAAGCUCAAUCAAGGACGCACUCAAUGUUUACCCUGGGAGCGUCAGUUUGGUCUGUGGACACGCUCAGACCGGACAGAACAGGAUACUCCAUGAACUUCAGUUCUCCAUGAACAUGAGUCUCCAGCCUCACCUACAAAAAAAUAAGUUUGGGGAAAACGGAUGUGCUCCAAGUGUUUUAUUUCCUGCAUCAUAA
This is a messenger RNA of Ornithodoros turicata, 771 nucleotides long. RefSeq lists its product as uncharacterized. The record is from RefSeq and is a predicted model, not a curated record. The transcript has 9 exons. Lineage: Eukaryota; Metazoa; Arthropoda; Arachnida; Ixodida; Argasidae. Gene Ontology annotation, molecular function: ribonuclease T2 activity; RNA binding. Bases 115 to 771 code for a protein of 218 amino acids.